AAUAGGCAUUACCGAGGCUUUGGGAGUAUCGUCCAUAAAACCCUAACUCUAGAAAUAUCAUUGAAAUUAGUCUUCGCUUCAUCAAUUCGCCAACAUACAAAAUGCCUCGCCGAAGCUCUGGUAGGUCUGCUUCACGCCCAGCCCCUCGUCCUGCUCCUGCUCCUGCUCGCAGCCCACCACCACAACCAGCUCAUCGUGCUCCUCCUCCAGCUCUUGCUCAGAGUGGAGGUGGAUCCAUGCUCGGAGGAAUAGGCUCGACCAUAGCUCAGGGCAUGGCUUUUGGCACAGGAAGUGCUGUGGCCCACAGGGCCGUAGAUGCUGUUAUGGGUCCUCGUACUAUCCAACAUGAAACUGUUGUUUCCGAGGCGGCUGCCGCCUCUGCACCAGAAGCCGCUGCCAAUAGUUUUUCUGGUUCUGACGCAUGCAGCAUCCACACCAAGGCAUUCCAAGACUGCCUGAACAGCAAUGGAAACGAAAUCAGCAAGUGUCAGUUCUACAUGGAUAUGUUGGCCGAGUGCAGGAAGAACACAAGGUCCGUGUUGGGUGCUUAAAAGCUUAUUUUCAUCAUUUCUUGUCGUGCCAUUGGAAUUGUCAGCUCAUUGGACUCUGAUUUUCAUUUGUCUUUGUGCUGUUGACGAAGGAUUCCAUUAUGAUCUCUUAUGAAUAAUCAGCGUUAAAUAAUAGUAUAUAAAUCAAUUGUUGGAACAUUGAUAUUGUUAAUGAAACGCGACUGGUGUCCUUUCACUAUUAAUUAUUCAUUUUUUA
Molecule: messenger RNA, 765 nt
Organism: Hibiscus syriacus
Lineage: Eukaryota; Viridiplantae; Streptophyta; Magnoliopsida; Malvales; Malvaceae
Exons: 5
Coding region: 102-551 (149 amino acids)
Biological process (GO): mitochondrion organization
Cellular component (GO): nucleus; mitochondrion
Source: RefSeq, a predicted model, not a curated record